UCAAAUAAUUUAUUAGCGUCAAGCUCGCGUUGUACCAUCUCCAUCAGAAGUAUAAGUUUCAGAAUGGAGGGUUAUUCGAUUUUCAAUGAACAAAAUCUAAUUUUGAAUAACACGAAUACUCUUUUCGACGAUAAAAUCGAGGCCCUAGUUAAAGUUUGGAAAACAAUCGCGGAAAUAGAUUUAGUCAAAUGUGACUUGAAGCGUGUGAUUCACGUGGUGGAUUGGGCCAUACUGCAUACUCUUAAUAGUGUCCUAAUUGCAGAGUGGAAUUACUACAAACUCAAUCAUGGCGACGGGAUACAAAACGUGAUAAAGGACGCGCAAAGAAAAGUGGUAGAAUUCAAUUCAAAUUUCAACAGCCGCUUUGAAAGAUUGAUAUACGUAGUGAAGGUACCUUGGACACAUUCAAUUUUGAUGAAUUUAAUGAAAACUAAAGACGCCAGAAUAAGCUCCGAAGAAAUCGAGUUUUUCCAUUUCGAGCAGACGUAUUUAAUUUCUCUCAGAUUGAAGAUUCUCUGUGAGUCGAGAUGUCAAGAUUUUGCUCUUAAUCUAGUGACAGCUUUCAUGACGUGCUACAGUUCUCUGGAAAAUGCAAGUGUAUACCUCAACGCCAGCAUAGAUCAGUUUUGGUAUAUGUUUGAUGUUCACGUAGCUCUGUUGUAUCAAGUCAGACAUCGAAAAGCUGUGCGAGAAUUGCUUGGGCAGUUGAACCUAGAGGAAGGCCUAUCGUUGGUGAAACGUUUCUACAAUAAAAAGAUUCAUAUGAUGAAACUUUGGAAGAACUGCAGGAAGAUCGCAAUUUCAGCAACGCAACUAUUCUUAACGCGUGCAGUUAACGAAAACGAUGAAACUCUCACCAGAUAUUUGGAAACUUACAUUGGCAUGUGCAGUACCGAAAACCUUCUACGCGAUUUGUGUGUUAACAUAGAGUACAUAAGCUUUAUAUUGAACCCGGCUGUGAUUUACGCUUGCUGCGAGGUUCUUCAAAGAAAAUUGGACUCGCAACUAAAAGCCUUCAUUGUUGAGAUGUACAUCAAAGGUCUUACUGCAGAUAUGAAUGAACUCGAACAUCAGAAACUCAUUGGAGAUAAUGAAAAAGUUGUGUUGAUAACUAGUAGGUUGGCGAAUGCUCUAUGUAAAUUGGCACAGGUAUUCGACGAAAACGUGGAGGUGGCAAAAGAAUGUAUUUUAACUGCCUUCAGUUUGGAACCCACUGAAGAACGUUUACUUUCGAUCGAAUCUAUGGCAGAGAAAAGUGGCUUUCAGAUAUGCCAUUCCAAACAGGAUUGGAAGUGUCCCCUACAUCCUCCUGUACUACCAACAGAUGAGCUCACGUGGAAGUGUGCCACAUGCAAUGACUGGAGGUGCAAACCUCAAUUAGAAGUACCUCUCAAAAUGAACAUAACCUUAAACGAGGCAGUUCACAAUUCAAUCUUAGGAAUACCUGGAGCUCUCUGUGAUGAUCUCAUCGUCUGCAUAUCAAACCCAAGAUAUCAGAUACUGAAGUGGUGUCUACCCUGGGACGUCUUACAUAGACUAUGUAUAAUGUAUCUAAAGGAUCCUGAAGCGACAAAGAACUUAGUAACGGACUUGAAAUAUCUCGACAUUGACUACUCCAUAUUCCAAGGCAUCAAGAAGGAACCCCUGGAUGAGUAUGCAGGAAUAGAAAAAGGUUAUGAACGGUAUUUGGAUACAAAUUUCCUACCAGUGGAACACUUGGAGCCUCAAAGAGUGGUGCCUGAUAAAAUUUCUGACAAUUUUGUCGAUGGUAGAGAUUACGACUGUUUGAAUAAUUAUUUACAUCAUCAAAAAACGUCAGUUAAGUGUAAAAAUGCCUCGUCAAAAUUGUUGCCAAUACCUGAGCCUCGGAGUAUUCUCAAAAAAAAUGUCCUUUACAGUGGUGCUUCCUCGGUAAUUUUGAGAAACAUUGCCGAAGGGAAGAUUCAGAAGAAAAAGAAUUAUCAGCGGAAAAGCGUUGUCGUGGAGACAACUAAAAGGUCUCCUGAGCAGCCUGCACCGACUGAUACCGAAAAAAUAAAGAUGAGGAUUUUGAGAAAUUCUCAGUCCAUAGUUUUGGAUAAGACAAAAGUUGAAGAAUGUUUCAAAAAGAAAUGAAGCUAGUUGAUAAGCUCAUCCAAUUUCUUUAAUUAAUCAUUGAGGCUACCUCACCAGUAUUAUUUGUUGAGUUAUAUGUAGUUGAAGUACAGAUAGUGAUUUUUUCAAUUAAACGAAAACAUGUAAGA
Molecule: messenger RNA, 2243 nt
Organism: Leptinotarsa decemlineata (Colorado potato beetle)
Lineage: Eukaryota; Metazoa; Arthropoda; Insecta; Coleoptera; Chrysomelidae
Source: RefSeq, a predicted model, not a curated record